Molecule: messenger RNA, 822 nt
Organism: Lecanosticta acicola
Lineage: Eukaryota; Fungi; Ascomycota; Dothideomycetes; Mycosphaerellales; Mycosphaerellaceae
Source: the annotation of a GenBank genome assembly
AUGCCUCCCGAAGACGCUGAUCCAGAAGCAAAAUGCCCCGUCGACCACAAGACACGCGAAAAAUGGCUAGAGGCUGCCAAAGCAAAAGGCCAGCAGCAACCAACACCUUCGCAUCCUCCAAUCGCCUCGUCAUCGACACCCAUACAACCAUCUCGAUGGUCUCUUGAUGGCGGAAGAUGGGAACCUAUACAGAGCAUUCCAUCGCUAUCUCCAGCUUCCCAGCCCAAAAGACCGAAGAUGUAUACCCUCUCCCAAGACCGCGAAAUAUCCUCAAUACCUCGUGCUGUCACCAUUUCACCAUCAGAUCUCAACUCUGCCGAACGCGCUGCCCUCCCAGCAAAUAACGAGAAAGAUACCGGCCAUGACAGAGAUAGCGGUAACUGGAUCUAUCCUUCCCAAGAAAUGUUCUUCAACGCAAUGCAGAGGAAAGGACACUCAGCCGACCCAUCAGACAUGCAGAGCAUUGUUCCCAUUCACAAUGCCGUCAAUGAGCGAGCUUGGAGCGAGAUCAAAGUCUGGGAGAGAGGUUGGGGCGGAGAAAGAUGUGGUGGGCCGAAGCUGGUGAGCUUCGCAGGAGAUUCGAAAGCCUUGACACCAAGAGCAAGAUGGAAGAGUAUGAUGGGAUAUACGGAGCCGUUCGAUCGCCAUGACUGGGUAAUUGAUCGCUGCGGAACGAAGGUGGAAUAUGUGAUUGAUUUCUACAAGGGCAAAGAGACGCCUGGCAAGCCCGGAGGACCCUUGAGCUUCUACUUGGACGUCAGGCCCAAGCUGAAUAGCUGGGAAGGCAUCAAAAUGAGGGCUGCGAAGGCCGUCGCGCUCUAG